AUGGAACAACUUAUCGCAGAACUCUACCAUCCUGCCAAUCAGGCUUCGCCAGAACGAGUCAAUGCCCUCCAGAGACAAAUACAGCAAAUACAGCGACAGAAGUCUGCAUGGCAGCUGGGUCUCGAUCUCCUGCAUAAUGAUGAAGCGGUUGUACGCUUCUACGGAGCUUUGACUCUUACCAUCAAAAUUAAUGCGGACUGGGAGAGUGAUGAGAUCUCUCAAGAUCAACGAAUGAGGUCCUAUCUCAUCGAAGCGCUCGUUACGCAUUAUGUGCAUCUGGUCAAGUUACCAGACGCAACUUUUGUGCUCCAGAAGUUAUGCUCGACGCUCGUGACACUUUUCGCGAGGUCAGAUUCAGGUUGGAUGCUUCCAGUACGCCAUGUCCUGGGAUGUCUGCUUAAUGACCAAUAUUUGCCUCAGAAUGAUCUUCCUGAGAUGACACAGUUACUUAACGCUGCAAAAAGCUGUUCCUUAUCUCAGCUGAAAGGAGUGAUUAUGGUAAUCACCACUCUGGCAGAGGAUACAACAGGUUCUUCAACCAAUACCAAGGAAGAAGGGGGGAUUCAAGAACGCCUUUCUAUGAACUGUAUAGACACAUGGGAAGUCUAUGACUUUUGUCUUCAUCGACUGCUUGAAGUCGUUGUUUCGAACCAGCAUCCUGAACAUCCGGGACAUCAUGACAAUGCAAACUCAUCAGUCUCAUUGAACGACUCUUUCGAGAUUAUCAAGAUGAUUUUGAAAGGAGUGCCAUUGUGGGCCAGCAUCACCCGGAAUGCAAACUACCUUGACAAAGAUCAAAGGCAGAAUGUUGAGACCAUCUCGAAACGCUGUAUCAAUUCCUCCAUGGAAGCUUUCCAUGUGGAUGAUCUAGUAUCCGGAGUCUUGCAAAUGUUUGUCUCCCUUCACCACUCUUCCGCCAAACUCGUUCACGACGCAGUUCCCAGCUUUCCAAUCAGCAUCACGGGCAGUCAGAGGGCUCAGUCAUUACUGGAGUCGCUUGUCCGGGGUGAUUUCGAGCCUGAAGGAAUUCUCUACGUUGACUUCUUAGACACGGUGAUUAGUCAGGUUGACACUACCAAUUCUGAGUACCUUUAUGACGACCGCUAUCGUAUAAUCCUUCAAAGUAUGUUGAAGCUGCUUCGCUGUGAAGGUAUUGCCGCCAUCGAUGAUCCUGUAUGCCAGAUUGCUCUUGAGAAAAUCAACGAAAUGGUCGAAGGCUUUACCGAUUGGGAGGAGGACGGGGAUGCCCGGGGUCUUCUUCAGGCUAUCACAAUUGAUGCAUGUCAGGCUGCCUUAGUCAAAGUCAGGCUCCCCUUCGAGCAGAUGUCUGCAGAAACACAGGACUGGGAUGCAGACGAUCGUGCCAAGUUUCAAGACUUCCGUUACGAUGUUCAAGAUUACUUUCAAUCAGCUUUCACUCUACUGGGAAACAGUUUGAUUGAGGAGAUUGUGAAUACAGUCAUCGUACCACAAGAUCCUCCAAAUUGGAGCAUCUUUGAAGCUGGGGUAUUCAGCCUUACAGCUUUCUCAGAUACGAUGUCGGCUGAACCGGAUAUAUAUGACGGGCUUAUCACAACCGUGCUAAGCAGUCCUGGCUGGCGUUGUAUUCUGGAAUCAUCCCAAGACAUUCCCGAUCGGGCCCGCCAGACUGGAAUCCGCUUCAUUACGGAAAACGUUGUAUAUCUACAACGACAUCCGGAUCGGCUGAUAUCAAUGUUAAACUUCCUCUUCUCGUCAUUGCAUCUACAAGCAUCCAGUGUAUCCGCGUCUCGUGCGAUCUACAAUCUUUGCGAUUCUCAUCGAAGCAUCCUUGCAGCGGGCCUUCCGCAAUUUAUGGCUGCUCUACACUCAAUAGCGGACUCUGGGGAGGCUGAGAGACAUAGGAUAUAUGCUGCGGUAGCGGCUGUUAUCCAAGCACUACCUAGAGAAGAAUUGAAAACCGUGCCACUAUCCGAGUUACUAUCUGCAGCUAGUGGCCCCCUAUUGAGAAUCCAAGUCGACGAUGGAACUGGGCAGGAAUUACUAGCAAUUUGUACGGAUACAAUGCAGACUCUUGCUUCAAUUGGCAAAGGUUUGAGAGCGUCCUCGGAUGUCCCAGUAGAAUUGGACGCAUCUGCGCCUGAUCAACCGUCAUUCUGGAUUCAUGGUCCUGGACAAACAAUUCAAGCAAAUGUCUUGGCCAUAUAUGGCUCAGUUGUGCAGACAGUCAAUAAGCACGCGGAUAACAUCUUCGUGGAGGCAUGUUGUGAUUUCAUCCGGUCUGGCUUCACUGAGGAGCACCCAUCGGCCUUCAAGUUUCGAGAUACGAUUGGACUCGACCUUGUGAGUUCGCUCAUCAGCAUCGGAAACCCGAAUAUUGACUCCACAAUGGCAUGCGCUUCGAGUUUCAUGGCUUCUGUAGAUCAAAGCAGCAUCGAGGCCUGCAUCAGUGGAUUAUUGCAUCCGAUUGCGAUUAAUCAGCAGGCGAUUGUAGCGGAGUUUCGGCAGUCAGGGCAGCUACUUAGCAGCACGUUUUCUUCGAGCUCUUUGGAGUUCCAGGCUCGUUUGAUAACCAAGUGGGGGGACAUUUGGUACAGCAUGCCUGACAGCGACAGAAUAAUGGGUAUCGCUAUGGAACUGUCCUUGAUACUUUUAGCGGACCCAGACACCUUACCUAGACGAUCAUCUGCAUCAUUUUUAGCAGCAUUUGCAGGGUUUUCGGGGCCAGAUGGAGUGGUUGAGCCAGAUUUACAGGUAAGAAUCCAAGGAGUCCUUCAGGAAUAUGGUCCUCGGAUUUUGGGACUUGUGCUACGCCUUGUUGGUGGUGAGUGUGCCCGAUCAGAACUCGAAAUCAUUUCGGAUACCUUGAAGCGGUUCAUUCAGAAACAAUUCAUGUUUACCAAACAAGUGCUUCGGGAAGCUGUGGAAGAGGAACGGGGAAUUCUGAGUGAGAAGGCCUUCAAGGUAACCACAAUUGAUCAACGGAAGCGGUUUCUGGCACAAUUAGAGACUUUGCGUGGUUCGAGAAAGACGAACGAUGUUGUGAAAGACUUUUGGAUUGCCUGUAGGGGCAGUGGUUUUGGGUACAUCGCCUAA
Molecule: messenger RNA, 3075 nt
Organism: Exophiala aquamarina CBS 119918
Lineage: Eukaryota; Fungi; Ascomycota; Eurotiomycetes; Chaetothyriales; Herpotrichiellaceae
Exons: 2
Coding region: 1-3075 (1024 amino acids)
Biological process (GO): protein import into nucleus
Cellular component (GO): nuclear membrane; cytoplasm
Molecular function (GO): small GTPase binding
Source: RefSeq, a predicted model, not a curated record